This is a messenger RNA of Didymodactylos carnosus, 1278 nucleotides long. The record is from the annotation of a GenBank genome assembly. Lineage: Eukaryota; Metazoa; Rotifera; Eurotatoria; Philodinida; Philodinidae.
AUGUGUCCGGUAAUUGUCGAAGUUGAAGUUGAAGAUGAACCAAAAAACAAAAGCAGUCCAUGUAUAUUCAAAGUCAUAGCUCUGGGCGAUGCAAAGCACGAUCCAGAGAAAGAGACAGCAAGCCACCCAUUGAUUGGAAUGGCUCGAGAAGCCAUGGCAAAAGCCAUUCAUCAAGUGGGAGCAUUAAAUGUUUUUGAGCGUAAUAUGCGAUUUGCCAAUGACGAUCUUCUACGAGAAGGAAAUUUUAGCGAAGUUCCAUCAAUGGAUGUAUUAAAGACAGCUAAGCAACAGUACAAUCAGAAAUAUCGACUUGAUGAAGAUUAUUUCAAAGAAUUGCGCAUGUUUCGAUAUUUAACUCAUUCAAUAGAUCACUCUUCUGAACAUAUUAAAGGUUAUGUGCAAACAUGUGGUGAAUGGCUGUUUACUGUUCAUUUCUUUACUGAAGCACAACCUGAUCGAUUCGCAAACUACUGCAAGACUGAGAAAUAUUCAUAUUUAUAUGUCGAUGCUACUGGUUCUGUUGUACGAAAACUAAAACAUCAAAAAGAAGUUUUGUUUUAUUCUAUGGUAUUUCAAGAUAAAAAUUCCUCAAUAAUGCCACUUAGUGGAGCACUACUAAGUGAUCAUACAGCCGCCUCUAUUACUUCCUAUUUCAAUUGUGUCCGAAAUAAACUAGCAAUACGUAGCAAAGUUGCGCGUCCAGCCUUCAUUGUUACUGAUUUUUCCGCUGCAUUAAUUAAUAGUGUACUCGCCUCAUUUAAUGUUGAGAAAAUUCACAACCAUUUGCGUCGCUGUUACAAUACACUUGAUCGCGCCUAUGACACUAAACAAUUGCGUAAUAUGACAUUUGUACGAUUGUGCUGUUGCCAUGCAAUGAAAGCUUUCUCUCGUAGUCUUUUCAAGUUGGAUAUAUCAAAAGAAACUCGUCAUUAUUUAAUGUCGCUUUUUGCUAUACUACUGAAUUCUACCGAUGUCGAAGGUGCAUUCGAUUUGUACGAACAAAUUAUGAAUAUUUAUGGAAAUCCGUAUUUCGAGCACUCAUCUAAUGCACUGGCUUUACUUUUGAAUAAAUCUGAUUUAUCUCAAUUUGAUAUCAAGCCGUUUUUGUCAGAAAGCGAUGUCCAAGAUGAUAACCCAAAUCAACAAGAUUUUCUGGAUGAACUAGGUAUAACUACAAAUCCGAUUAUUCAUCAAUCACCAUUUAAUGUUAAAGCACGUGCUCGUAUACCAGCUCUACGUCGAGUCAUUGACAAAGAAACACUCAAUAUAGACUUGUAA